This is a messenger RNA of Zea mays, 1084 nucleotides long. Its product is annotated as Acyl-CoA N-acyltransferase (NAT) superfamily protein. Lineage: Eukaryota; Viridiplantae; Streptophyta; Magnoliopsida; Poales; Poaceae. Gene Ontology annotation, molecular function: acyltransferase activity, transferring groups other than amino-acyl groups. The coding region runs from base 292 to 879 and encodes 195 amino acids. The transcript has a single exon. The record is from RefSeq and is a predicted model, not a curated record.
CUGAUUCUGAUGGAUUACCAAGCACAGAAUGUGAUGAUGGCCAAAAACGACUAAUUAGAUUAAUUAAAGGGCACACUGUUGGAGGUUGCCGUUUGGUUUUGGCUCUAUUUUCUCUAGAUUAGACAUGUUUUAAAAUUAAGGGCAUAAUUAUAAGGCACUCUCUUGGAGAUGCUCUAACAUACACUACACCUACAUCCUUUACUUCUUUGUGGCUAGGACCCAUACCAAGACCGGCUACAUAUACACGAUACAGCUCGAGCCAGAGUCGUUGAGGCCGGUGACGACGAGAGCAUGGAGGUCCAGGUCCAGCAGAGAGGAUCCCCUGCCCCCGCGGCAGAGCUGGAGGUCUCCCUCCGCGAGUUCACCAUGUCGGACGCGGAGGCGUUCAUGUCGUGGGCGUCCGACCCUCGCGUGGUCCGCUUCCAGCGCCGCGACGCCUACGAACAUGUGGACCAGGCCCGCCGCUACAUCGCCGACCACAUCCUGCCGCACCCGUGGUACCGCGCCAUCUGCGUCGGCGCGGGCGCGCCCCUCCCUGUGGUGGGUUCCAUCUCCGUGAAGCCCGGGCCCACCGAGGACGGGCGGCCGUUCAGGGCGUCCGUGGGGUACCGCCUGGCGCGCGCGCACUGGGGGCGGGGCAUCGCGACACGCGCGGUGCGAGCGGCGGCCGCGGCCGUGUUCGCGGCGUGGCCCUGGCUGCUGCGGCUGGAGGCCGUGGCGGACGUGGACAACCCGGCGUCGCAGCGCGUACUGGAGAAGGCCGGGUUCGCCAGGGAGGGCGUGCUGCGGAAGUACGUCCUGCUCAAGGGCCAGCCCAGGGACAUGGUCAUGUUCAGCAUCGUCGUCGAGACGGAGCAGGACAAACCGGAUGGGCCAUAGAUCGCCGCGAUGCUAUGGGCUCCUGGGCUCCUGGCCUUUCGCUGCUGCGCAUACGGCAUACGUCACGUAUGUAGUGUAACGUUCUAGGCAGCCAUGUAUCAUGUACUGUAUGUAUGAUGAUAGUAUACCACCGUGUGUAUGUGAUAAUCUGAAAGGAAAUAGGAAAAUGAAUAACCGUACCACCGUGGGAAUUGGGAAGUCAAAA